AUGUCGGCCCCAGAGCAGGCUAGGAUGGACUUUGACUCCAUUGACGAGUCCAAGGUGAUUGUGCACCAUGCUUGCUGCUGCUGCUACGACGGUUGUGUGCCUGAAGUGCACCACAUUGGAUGUGCAGCACAGAAAACCGUCCUUUGCCUUGAGUGCGACCUUUGCUGCAAGACUGGCGCACCUUGCUUGUGCUGUGGAUGCUGUGCAUUCCGAUGUGUCGACCUCACGACAUGCUGCAAAGCACAGGGCCAGUUCUUCUGCUGCGUGACGGGAUCCGCAUUCCCACCCGAUGAUGAAGUGCCUUGCAUGCUGAACGUAUGCUUCCUCAAUUGCUUCCCCAGACUUGGAUGCUGCAUGAGGCUGGGUGACAUGAAGGCCAAGCAAAUGCCAUGGGAGUCUGAAGCUACCACCACCUCUGAUUAG
Messenger RNA from Cladocopium goreaui, 423 nucleotides. NCBI's taxonomy places the organism in Eukaryota, Dinophyceae, Suessiales, Symbiodiniaceae. The record is from the annotation of a GenBank genome assembly.